Molecule: messenger RNA, 693 nt
Organism: Candidozyma auris
Lineage: Eukaryota; Fungi; Ascomycota; Pichiomycetes; Serinales; Metschnikowiaceae
Product: U2 snRNP complex subunit HSH49
Exons: 1
Coding region: 1-693 (230 amino acids)
Biological process (GO): positive regulation of mRNA splicing, via spliceosome
Cellular component (GO): nucleolus; U12-type spliceosomal complex
Molecular function (GO): RNA binding
Source: RefSeq, a predicted model, not a curated record
AUGAAUGUGUUCAAGAAACCACUGGAUUCCGAGAGAAACUUUCAAGCCUCUCUCUAUAUUGGAAAUUUAGACUCACUUGUCGAUGAAACGCUUUUGUAUGAGCUCUUCAUCCAGCUUGGUCCCGUGAGACUGCUUAACCUACCAAAGGAUCGUAUUCUGCGAAAACAUCAGGGUUACGGAUUUGUUGAGUUUCGAGGUGUUCAAGAUGCUGACUACGCUCUAGAGAUUCUCAGAGGUAUAAGGCUAUAUGGGAGAACCCUCAAGAUGAAGAAGACAGAUCACCAGUCUAAUACCAACGCUCCCUCUAGUGCAGGCGCUGGAGAUGACGUUGGCAUCAGCAUAGGCGCAAGACUCUUUAUAAAGAAUCUCAAUCCGAUUGUCGACGAAAAGUAUCUAAAGGAGACGUUCAAGAAGUUUGGCAACCUUAUAGAAACGCCGCAAAUUGUCAGAGAUGAAGAAGGCUACUCCAAGGGCCACGGCUUUGUGGAAUAUGAUUCGUUCGAGUCCAGCGACGAAGCCAUCGAAAGAAUGAAUGGCGCCAUUCUCAUGAACAACAAAAUCGGCGUAGAGUACGCUUACAAAGAAGGUAGGGCCAAACAUGGUGAUAGUGUCGAGAGACUCUUGGCCGAAAAGGCGAAAACAAAUGUAAAGCGGUCUACCGGAAAACCCAAGAAAGCAAAGAAAACCCAUUAA